AUGAAUGGAAAUCAUCAGCCUCGAGAUGAGCUCAAGGGUCCAAGAGUUUCGCAGUCUCGAUAUCAGUCCAGUCUUGGACUGCUCCGACAGAGUCUGCCUGACCCGAAUCUACGAGGCGGCCUGCAUCGUCCUCACUAUCCAUCGCCACUGUCCCAGUCGCCCUUGCAAGCCUCGAUAUCGUCCGCCUCCCAUACCGCAGCCUCCGUUGCGAGCUCGUCCCGAUCAACAAUCACAACGUCCACAACUCCUCCCUCCACCUCGUCUCGCUUUUCGAUCAAUCAGGCGUUCAAGAGUUUGACAGAGCAAGACAUCGAGUUCUUCGAUCGGCUCAUAUCCACCUUGCCAUCCCAUGCUUCCGACUUCUCCCAGCUCAAGUCGGCCUACACCGCCCAUUUGCCCGACGAGCUUGAUCGCCGACAACGCAGAGCUGGCAGCACGCAUCACACAACUCAGCUCGACUGGGAUGCGCAUCUCUGGUCUGUUUUGCUUAGUCUGGUCAAAGUGCGCGGUAAGAACUGGAGAGAGCGAUGGGACUCGGUCCGUCUUGCUUUUGGUCUCGAUCCGAACAGCGGCGAUGAGACAGACUUGGGUGCAUCCACGCAGAGCACUAGCACAAGCACAAGCGCAACAGCCAGCCCGACACAGGAGCAUGAUUCGCAUGAAUCCCUUGAAUCCCCUGAAUCGCAUCGACAGUUCUUGCCACACAAGCCAACCGCGCUAGCUCCGCCACACUCUUUUCCACCACAGCAGAUGCCAUCACAUCCAUCUUUUCGGCCUUCUCAAUACGAUCUUGGUCUUCCACGGUCAAGCAGUCCGCCUCCGAGGCAUCGUCAGACCGAUAAGUCAACAUCAAAGUCGGAAACGUUGCAUGAUGAUCCUGCCGACGAGCACGGAUCACAACUGUCGCAGUCGCCACCUCAUGGCCCCAUCUCUGCGAUACAGGCUCGUCUGAGGCGUUUGAUGCAGUCCGACGAACACGACAAUCCCGUCAACGCUGAGCCCUCGGAGCUUCAGUCGUCCAAUCAAGCAAGCUACGGUCGCCAUAUCGAUUUCUCAGGCAACGCUCUUCGGCUACCAAACGAUGCUAAGCGACGCUUCGACCAGCUCGUACAAUCCUCGCAAUCCGCCCGCGCUACGUUACGGCAGUCUCAACUGGCCGAGCAAGCGCGCCAAGAACUCAAUAUUUCGAGCCAACAACUACAAGCAGCAGACUUGUGGAGAGCACGUAAGCUGUUGCAGAAUUGCUUGGCAUGGUGGAUGACCCUAACUCGUCAACAGCUUGCAAAGAGUCAAAACGCAGCCGAUGCAAGUGCUCGCGUUCUCGUCGAAAAAUCCUUGCAACGAUGGAAAACGCAGGCGCAGAGCUCUCUGCAAUCUAGACGUGUUGGUGAGAAGACGGAUCGAGUUCGUUGUACCCUGACAGCAUUCCGAACAUGGAAGCGGCUCACCUUGACGGCCAGAGAGCGCCGGGAAGAUUCUAAGAAAGAUUCGAUGCGCGCCGCAUACUAUGCAACAACUUCAGCGGUCAAAAAGAGGUUGUUGAAAGACACCUUUCUGGCUUGGAAACAACAACACAUGCAGCGCUGUGCCGACACCGUCCGAAAACGACAUCUGCAGAGCGGUGCUUUCGCCUUGUGGCAACUGCGUUCAUCGCACAUCAAACAGCUUCAGUCCCGAGAAAACAUCUUCAAGGUCACCCAAAAUCACUCCAUCCUCUCACAGGCUUACGAGCGGUGGUCGGAUCGCUCAGAAAAGGUCAGGGCUUUGCGUCUUUUUCAACAUCACCGUGAUCGGCUCUUGAUCUUGCACUUGGUUCACACCUGGCGCCAACGCACGUUGCUCUGCGGGCUUUCGCGCGCAUUCAGUCAACGUCGGCUGAAACUCGCCGCUCUCGACAGCUGGAAGCAAUCUCUCGAGAAACAACAGCUGCGCCGCAAACAAGAGGCUUUCUCCAAUCGAUGGCGAACACGUCGGCUUAAACAAAAUGCCAUGGCUCUCUGGCUUCGACAGAAGCAAAAAGUUGAGAGAAUGCAACGUGAAGCUAUUGACAUGCAAGUUCACCUUCAAAAAGACAAAGUGGCUGAUCUCUUCCACCACUGGCAAGUGCGUUCACGUGCCGCUCUUUUCGAACGAGUUUGCGCAGCAGGCAUAUUGGAACGCACCUUUUCCCACUGGAAGCAUAGCUACACUGCAUUGACUAUCAGCUUGAACCAGCGCGAAUCUGCCAUCGUCCUUCGUCGUAACGAAAGCAUCAAAGUAGCCCAUUUCUUUCGAUGGAGACAACUUGCAAAGCAAAUACGCGACCGAGAAGCACACGCACAGGCGCACAGAAAGCAAUCGAUAUGUACCCGCUUCUUUCUCAUCUGGCGAAACAAACAGCUCCAGCAUCGUCUUGUUGGCCAAAAAUCGGAAGCUGUCUCUGACUACUUUACACUGCGCUCCACCUUGCACCAGUGGCAACAAAGGCUCCGCGAGCGCCGUGGCGAUGCCAGAGAGGCUGGUCAUAAUCGACGCCUUGUCGAGCAAGUCUUCGACAUCUGGAGAUCCAAGGCAGCCAAGCAACAACGUCUGGAAACCGUGUUGCAACAGUUUCUGGCACAGAGUAAUGGAAAGCUUGCUCGAAUGUACCUUGACCAAUGGGUCACCAAGAUCAUCGAGGUGCGAAACAGAGAGCUCGAAGUCAAAGAGCAGCGCGAGAAGCGCUUGCUCAAGGCGGCGUUCUAUGCGUGGAUCGAGGCUUGCCUGCGACACGAUGAUCUGCUGGCGCUCAUGAACAGCUACAUCGACGUCAAAGAGGAAGACAGCAAAAGGCUCAUCUUCCUGCACUGGCUUGAAUAUGCUCGCGAGCAAAAACAGAGACGGCACAAGGCAGAGACCCUAGCGAACUCGACACGAAUUAAAACGCUGGCUACUAUGUGGAGCGGCUGGCGGGACAAACUUAAGGAACGUGCACUAGCAUCUCAAGAAUACGAGAUGCUGGUGCGACGUCAGCAACUCUCACAACAAUGGGCACUGCAUGCAUGGCAAUCACGGACGCUGUUGCUUCCAGCCAUACGAAUGCGCAACACCUCGCUCAAGCGGAGCACUUUCCAACAAUGGCGACGAAACCUGCCUUGCGUUCAGAUGUCCAACCAGGCGACAAGUAUGGUUCGAAAGCGACUUGUGCAACAAAGCUGGCAAAUGUGGAAAGAAAACCUCAAGGCUCGGCGCCAGUUCCGCGCUGCAGCCAGAUUUGGUGCCGGAAGCAUCUCUGCACAACGUCUGCGCUCUUUGGCUUUAGCCGCGACUCGCUCCACGUUAUCUUCCUCUCCUUCUGCCCCACACUCUUGGUCUCCCACUCGGGCAAUGCCACCUGAAUGUUCAUCUCCUCACUCAGCCACACCUCUGCCGCGGCCGAGGACCAGCAUGGCUCUCCGUACUUCAGCGCCGACAAACAACCAAGCCCUUCCACUUCGUUCCGGGCGAUCCGGUCAAAGGGACCCAAGCUUCUCCCGACGAGCAACAUCGGUACCGCGACAUCUAGAAACGAGCUUCACGAGCGAGUCGAUUCAGUCUUCUCGCUUUCGAUCAGACGGUGGUGCGCUGAGGCCCGAAGCUGUAUCACCCUCCAAGGAAGCGAGUGCGCGAAGGGCAAGGAGUGCUGCUGCCGCGGUUUCGGCUACGCCCACCUCGAACAGUAUCAGUGAACAGAGUCGAUUCUCUUUGGCGAUGAAAUCUUCCACCUCUUCCAUCUCGGCCACGCAUGCACACGCACCACAAAGCGCACACGACGCUGUCUUGAAAAGUAGGCGUCAAACUCACACUGUCGACAAGGGACCGACGCUUUGCUCGGCGGCACAGAGGAGCUCUCUGCACGGCAACAAGCCAAGGAAUACCGACUCGGAUUUCGCAACAAGAGUCAAGCGAUCUGCAAAGUACGAGCGCUCGCAGUUCGAGAUACCAGACGCGCUAGAUUUUGAUCCGGCUGCCAGUGACGAUGGUCUGGAGUCGCGCAAUUCGGUUCAAUCUGCUCCUGCGCGAUCGACAGCGGUCGACACGUCGCGUACACCAAGAAAGUCGCUCGCCGUCGCCCAAGAUAUGAUCCUACAGUUGCGUGCGAAAGCGGCAUCUCGACAGCAACAGCAUCGUCUUGAAUGA
Messenger RNA from Mycosarcoma maydis (corn smut), 4137 nucleotides. RefSeq lists its product as uncharacterized. The record is from RefSeq and is a predicted model, not a curated record. The transcript has a single exon. The coding region runs from base 1 to 4137 and encodes 1378 amino acids. Lineage: Eukaryota; Fungi; Basidiomycota; Ustilaginomycetes; Ustilaginales.